GACACGAUCACGACCACGACCAACCCUAGUGUGACGGCUCUUUUGACUCCGGCGUUCCUGUGGCGGCGGGCCUCCUCCGGCAAGUCGGCGCCACCUGCGCUCCGAGCUCAAAGCCUCCAACCUGCAACCACGAUCUCCUGCUCCUUCGGCGAGCCCACGGCAAAUACCAACGCUUGCUGCCCUACUCCUCCUGCUCCAAAGCCCUCAGCAGAUCCUGUAUAACUCUCAAGGUUGGCAAGCUCGCAGCAACAGCCUCUCAGGCCCUGCCUCCCUAUCCUGUUAGCUGUCGUGGCACUGCUCUAGGGCCAGCUGGCCAUGGAGCAUCUUGCCAUCUUAAGGCUGACACUGCUCCAAGCCUGCAAUCGAAGACUAAUCGUCCAGACAAGGAGAUCGCUGAUCGGGUAAGAGUUACGCUUGUUCCCAACCUUGCCUGUGGUUGUUGGGCCGCUAAUUUGCUUCGCUGCGUAUAUCGGGCUGCUUCAGCCCCACUCUGAUGAUAUGUCCCGAGUUGUGGACCAACUCUUAAAGUUGAUCGUCACCUUUACAGGUUUGUCUCGUUUAAGCAGAUCUAGAAUCAUCUGAUGUAUAAAUGUGUUUACUAGCCUCCUGGGACUAGUAAUUGUAUCACAUUUGAGUCCUAGAGGAUUGGGGCGCUUCAGUUCACUAGUUAUCUCAGUUAUAAGAAUCUCACAUAAAGCUUUCACUAGUCAAUAAAUAGCUUAAUAAAGAUGUACAAGUUAUUAAAAAGAGCAAACAAGUUUAUAACAAGUUUUUUCUUCCCCUUUUCUAUUUCUUCUUUUUAUUUUCCCUCUAUUGUUUAUGUUUUCUCUCUACCGUAUCAUGUCAUGUCCCACUCUCGCCUCCACGUGUGUAUGCUCGCAGCAUCCACAACAUGCAUGUUGUCUCGCAAGAUCCAUCAUCUCCAUCCUGCCAUCCCAUCGAGAGCGUCAACUACAGUUCGUAAAUUCUGUGAGGGCCGCUCCCAUCACUGCAUGCCUUCGCAUCGAUUCUCUAACGAAAUAACUUUGGUUUUGUUUGGUAGAGCUUCAACUCGUUGAAAAAAUAGUUUAUCAGAGCUGGUGAAAAGCUUUCAACUUAUUAUUUGUUUUCAGUUCAUCUAAGAAGCAGUUGGCUUAAGAGCAUGUACAAUCCUAUUUACUAUGUUGUCGUUUUUAUGAAUAGUCGUAUAGAGAUGUGUUCUUCGCGG
Messenger RNA from Zea mays, 1207 nucleotides. RefSeq lists its product as uncharacterized. The transcript is spliced from 2 exons. The record is from RefSeq and is marked predicted. NCBI's taxonomy places the organism in Eukaryota, Viridiplantae, Streptophyta, Magnoliopsida, Poales, Poaceae. Bases 729 to 1058 code for a protein of 109 amino acids.